Molecule: messenger RNA, 911 nt
Organism: Folsomia candida
Lineage: Eukaryota; Metazoa; Arthropoda; Collembola; Entomobryomorpha; Isotomidae
Exons: 3
Coding region: 102-746 (214 amino acids)
Source: RefSeq, a predicted model, not a curated record
UCAUACCUCAGUCUAUAAGAAUCCCGACUUCUUGCCUGACUUUGAUUUUAAUUGUCUCUCAAAUUUUACCAAUUUUUACCAAACUUUUAAAAUUAAGCGAAAUGAUUUCUGUCAGAAAUUUGUUCUGCAUUUUCCUCCUUUGUGGAAUCUUAUCCAAAAGUGACGCUGGUUUCAGCCAAGGGGAGCCAGGCACAGAUCCGUAUGGGUUUGGAAAUGUGAAGGAAACUUGCAAAACUCCACCAUUUAUAGCGGCAAACUUUAACCCUGCCUGGACGUCUACUUACCCCGAACUGUACUUCGUCAUGAUGAGUAAAGAGCAUUUGACCCGACUGACGCAACAUCUUUUCCACUCCGUUGCUGUUCCACCUCUGACCCAGGACGAUCUGGACCACGGAUGCUUCACCCUGACCCAAUAUCCAUUAAACGGAGGGUCACAACAUACUGUUACAGGGUACGGAAAUCUGACGCUGGAUCAGUUUGUUUAUCCACUCGGAUUCCCUGGAUUUCUACGGUUCGAUAAGAUGUUCGAACGUGGGGACGUUGGUGGCGUCUCGGUCCUUUCACUCUCCAACAAUUUAUCUUUCAACUUGGGUGUGGCUUGUUUUGACGAUGGGGCCGGCACUUGGUUGGUCAGCUCACCGAAUAAAUGUCUUACAGAGAUCGAAACAUACGCAAUCUCGCAACAUUUGCUUUCCCUUGGGUUUAAUCCGGAUAAUUUUGUUUCCGUUGAUUUCAACAAAUGCUAAGGUUUCAUAUCGUUAAAAAUCAUGCAGUAGUGAAUGUACCUAUUUGAAAUUCGAAAGCAUAACUUUUGCUCAUUUUUAAAAUUUUUGACAAAUUUUUGUUGUAAAACAUCGUAUUUAUUUAUUAUUAUUAAAUAAAUUCUUUCCACAGUUUGAAUCACAUGCAAA